Molecule: messenger RNA, 2295 nt
Organism: Nomia melanderi (Alkali bee)
Lineage: Eukaryota; Metazoa; Arthropoda; Insecta; Hymenoptera; Halictidae
Molecular function (GO): hyaluronic acid binding
Source: RefSeq, a predicted model, not a curated record
AUGUCGUUCUCGAAAGCCAAAAUCCAGAGAUUCAACGAAUUCAAAAACAAUGUCCCUCCACCAGGAGCGUACGACCCGAAAUUUGACACGAAGGUGAAGGGAUUGGUGAUCGAGAAGACAGAGAGAUUCAACGACAAUAAGAGCGUAGUCAGCGCGGAAUGCAAUUUGUCGGUCUCCGACAAGAGCACUGGCAACGCGGUGCCCAGUUUCAGAACGCCGCAACUUCCGCGGAAGAAAACGACUACAAGGCCAUGUUCGAAGACAAAGCCGCGAGCGCUUCUUCCCAGCGACAGCAAAUUGAAGUACAAAUCGGAGCACCAGCUCGCUGAUCUGCAGAUAGAAUGCGAGAACAAGAACAAGACUAUACAAGAGUACGAGAAGUACAUCGAGGAGAUAAAGGAAGAUCGGAAGAAGUUGGAGUCGCAGCUGGAAGAGCUGCUCAGGAAGCAAACGGAAGUGGAAGGACAGUACAAAAAGGACAUCGAGACAAUGGCGAACUUGCAGUUGGAAGUAUUGAACAGUCACGACGAGAAGCACCAAAUAGAAAUGAAACGCGUUCGCUGUCAGCUUUUGGAAAUUUCAGAGGAGAAGGAGCAGGAAGUUCGUACUAGGAAAACCAUGGAGAACGACCUUAGAAACCGCAUCGAGGAUUUGGUGAAGAGAAUAGCUGUGCUGGAGUCUGAACUGGAGAAGAAGAGGCAGGAUAACGAGGACAAAACUCAAACGCUCGAAAAAGAGGUCGAAGAUUUGACGAUGCAGUUAGAGAAGUUAAGCGUACUCCGCACGCAGGAAGUGAGUAUACUGGAGGAAGAAAAGUAUAAAUUAAACGUGGAUAUCGGUCGUCUGACCGAUCAACUUGCCGAAUGCGACGAGAGGUUGAAGGAAGCGAUCGCCGAGGGCGACGAGAAAGUGAACGCGAUGAUUAGAGAAGCAACGAUUGCAGUGAAAGAAGAGAUGCAGAGAACCGCGGAGAGAUACAAGACGUGUUUAGCUCGAGUGGAGAGGGAACGAGCGGAAUUGGACGAGAAACUGUUGCUGAAGGAUGCCGAGAUCUCCAGACUGUCCAUAAUGCUCGAGGAACUGAAAACCUCCGCUGAAACCCAGGAGAGCUUCGGCCAAAGUCUGCAAAUGGAGUUGGACCGAGCGGAGACCGAACUAGCAGAGAAGAAGGAAGAAUUAAGAGCUCUGAAGGAUCAAAUUCGAGCGGAGGCAGCGGAAAUGGUAGCUAGAAGAAAGAGAUUCGAAGUAAUAAUGGCGGAGAAUCAAUCAUCAGUAGCCGCUCUGACGAAACGACUAGCGCAAAGCAACGCCGAGGUAGAAAGGCUACAGCGCGAAUUGAAACGAGGGGAAGAUUGCAUAAACGAGCACCGCGAUUUGUUGAACAUCAUGCGCAACAAUUCGCAAAUAGUCCACGUACAGGUGCACGCUUUGAUGGAGCAGUUGGAUGCAAAGAAGGGGUUGGUCAAUCAACUGGAGAUCGAAAGUUUGAGCGAAGUGGAGUCGGUCAGGUCGAUUUUCGAAGCUAAAAUCGAAGAUCUCAGUGACAUCGUCUCGAAGGAAAUGACGAGAUUGAUCAGCGACUGCGAGGCGAAGGAUGCUCAGAAUGCUGAGAUGAAACAUCAGCUCCAAGAAAUGGCCGACCACCUGAAUGGAGCGAAGGACAUGCUACUCCAGUUGGAAGAAUGGAACGACGCGCAGGAGUUGCAGAUUUCACGAAUAGAAUUAUUCAAUUACAAACUUAAUGAACAGUUGAAGAACAGUAAAUUAGCGACGGAGGAAGCUAAUCAGUUGCUGGAAACGCAAUCUAUAAAACAUAAAGCUGCUAUUGACAAGGCGAAUGCGAAGAUUCAACAGCUGUCGGAAGCAAUUAAGUCCUUCGAGAAGAAAGAUAGCUUGAUUCAAGAUAAGACUGAGUUGCUGGAGAAAGAGAAAGCUCGCCGAGAGGCUGCCGAAGAAGAAGUUAAGAAGCUUCUUCGGCAGAAUGCACGUCUGAUGAACGAUCACGAAGAAAUUAGCGAGAAGUAUGCGCAAUUAAUUGGCCAUCAGAACCAUAAACAGAGGAUUAAGCACGUUUCACAGUUGAAAGACAAAAUUAAUCAAUUGGAGCAGGAUUUACGUUUAAAGACGAAGAAGAUAGAACAGCAGCAGAAAACAAUAGAAAAAUUGAAGACAGAAGACAAACGUAUGCACAGCAAGGGGAAGGAAAAUGUAAUAGGUAUUACCAAGGACACGUACACAACACCUGUAUCAUCUCCACUUAAGCCAUUAACACCGUUAAGAAGUAGGAACGACUAG